Molecule: messenger RNA, 7036 nt
Organism: Pseudoliparis swirei
Lineage: Eukaryota; Metazoa; Chordata; Actinopteri; Perciformes; Liparidae
Gene: kif1aa
Product: kinesin family member 1Aa
Exons: 48
Coding region: 1-5361 (1786 amino acids)
Biological process (GO): microtubule-based movement
Molecular function (GO): microtubule motor activity; microtubule binding; ATP binding
Source: RefSeq, a predicted model, not a curated record
AUGGCAGGGGCCUCUGUGAAGGUGGCGGUGCGUGUCCGCCCCUUCAACUCAAGGGAGAUUGGAAAAGAUAGCAAGUGCAUCAUUCAGAUGUCUGGAAACACCACCACCAUCGUCAACCCCAAGCAGGCCAAAGACACCAAGAGCUUCAACUUUGAUUACUCCUACUGGUCCCACACCUCGCCAGAGGACAUCAAUUAUGCCACUCAGCUGGAAGUGUACAAAGACAUCGGAGAGGAAAUGUUGCUGCACGCCUUCGAGGGAUACAACGUCUGCAUCUUUGCUUAUGGCCAGACGGGCUCUGGCAAGUCCUACACCAUGAUGGGGAAACAGGAUGUCAAGGACCAACAAGGGAUCAUUCCUCUGCUGUGUGAAGAUCUUUUCACUAAGUUCAAUGACAAUGCAGGCAACAGCAUGUCUUAUUCUGUGGAGGUAAGCUACAUGGAGAUCUACUGUGAACGUGUGCGGGAUUUACUGAACCCCAAGAACAAAGGGAACCUGCGCGUUCGAGAACAUCCUCUGAUGGGACCUUAUGUGGAGGACCUGUCUAAGCUGGCUGUCACCUCCUACAACGACAUCCAAGACCUGAUGGACUCUGGCAACAAGGCCAGGACGGUGGCCGCCACCAACAUGAAUGAGACGAGCAGCCGCUCGCACGCCGUCUUCAACAUCAUAUUCACUCAGAAACGCCACAAUGCCGAUACUGAAAACACCUCUGAAAAGGUCAGCAAGAUAAGUUUGGUGGAUUUGGCUGGCAGCGAGAGAGCAGACUCUACUGGAGCCACAGGAACCAGGCUUAAGGAAGGAGCAAAUAUCAACAAAUCUCUAACUACACUGGGGAAAGUCAUCUCUGCUCUGGCAGAAGUGGACUCUGGGUUGAAUAAGAAUAAAAAGAAGAAGAAGGUGGAAAACCAUAUCCCCUACAGAGAUUCGGUUUUGACCUGGUUACUGAGAGAAAAUUUGGGCGGGAACUCUCGUACUACGAUGGUCGCUGCCCUGAGUCCAGCUGACAUCAACUACGAGGAGACCCUCAGCACACUCAGAUACGCAGACCGCGCCAAACAGAUCCGCUGCAACGCCGUGAUCAACGAGGAUCCCAGCAACCGGUUGGUGCGUGAGCUGAAGGAGGAGGUGUCUCGUCUGAAAGACCUCCUCUGCGCCCAGGGCCUGGGUGACAUCAUUGACAUGACUAAUACCAUGACGGGGAUGAGUCCCUCUCCGUCUCUCUCAGCCUUGACCAGCCGCGCCGGAUCCAUUGCCAGUCUUCAUGACCGCAUCAGGUUCAGCCCGGGCAGCGAGGAGGCCAUCGAGAGGCUGAAGGAAACAGAGAAAAUCAUUGCUGAACUCAAUGAGACUUGGGAGGAGAAACUUCGCCGAACGGAAGCCAUUAGAAUGGAAAGAGAGGCCUUGCUGGCAGAAAUGGGUGUAGCAAUUCGAGAAGAUGGCGGCACAGUUGGUGUCUUCUCUCCCAAGAAGACACCUCAUCUGGUGAAUCUCAACGAGGAUCCUCUGAUGUCUGAGUGUCUGCUCUACUACAUUAAAGACGGGAUGACCAGGGUCGGUCGUGUAGACGCCAGCAGUCGUCAGGAUAUAGUCCUCAGCGGCCACUUCAUUAAAGACGAGCACUGCACCUUCACCAGUUCGACUGGGCCAACAAGAGAAAUUGUUGUCCUGGAGCCGUGUGAAGGAGCUGAGACUUAUGUCAAUGGAAAGAGAAUGACCGAGCCCACUGUCCUCAAAUCAGGAAAUCGCAUCAUCCUGGGGAAGAGCCACGUGUUCCGGUUCAACCACCCUGUGCAGGCCCGGGCCGAGAGGGAGAGGACGCCAUGUGCAGAAACCCCCGUUGAGCCUGUGGACUGGGCUUUCGCCCAGAGGGAGCUACUGGACAAACAGGGCAUCGACAUGAAACAGGAAAUGGAGCAAAGACUGCAGGAGUUGGAGGACCAGUAUCGCAAAGAAAGAGAGGAAGCCAACAACCUUCUGGAGCAGCAAAGACUGGAUUAUGAGAGCAAGCUAGAGGCUCUUCAGAAGCAAGUGGACAGUUACUACCCAGAAACCCUUGAAGAAGAGGAAGAGGAAGAGCCAGAGGAGGAAGUGCAAUGGACAGAGAGGGAAGGAGAGCUGGCUUUGUGGAGCUUUCGUAAGUGGCGGUGCUACCAGUUCACCUCACUCCGUGACCUGUUAUGGGGCAAUGCCAUCUUCCUGAAGGAGGCCAAUGCCAUCAGCGUGGAGCUCAAAAAGAAGGUUCAGUUCCAGUUUGUGCUGCUCACAGACACACUCUACUCCCCGCUGCCUCCAGACUUGUUGCCCCCAGAGGCGACCAAUGACAGAGAGAAGCGACAGUUCCCACGCACCAUUGUGGCAGUGGAGGUGCAGGAUCAGAAGAAUGGAGCCACCCACUAUUGGACAUUACAAAAACUAAGGCAGAGGCUGGAUCUCAUGAGAGAGAUGUACGAUCGCGCUGCUGAUGUGCCCAACAAUACCGCUGAAGACGGGGAAAACGUGAUGACCGGAAGGGACCCCUUUUAUGACCGCUUCCCUUGGUUCCGUCUGGUUGGCAGAAACCCCGUUUUCAACACAUGCAUGAGCAAGCGCAUGAGUGACCCCACCCCGUCCGCGACCCUCUCCAACUCUGAAAUUACUGAGCUGGCUGACCCGCAGCGGGAGGGUCGAGGGGAGGAGUUGGAGGACCUGGACGAUGAUAUCUUUUUGGACGACCCGUGCUCGGAGCUCGGGGGAGAGGAGGAGGAGGAGGAGGAUGAUGAUGAUGAUGAUGAUGAUGAUGAGGGAGAGCUCUGCCGAGGCUCCGGCGAAGGCCAGGAUCCCUUUUACGACCGCUCACCAUUAUUCAGUGUAGUGGGAAGGGCUUUUGUUUAUCUGAGUAACCUGCUGUACCCGGUUUCUCUCGUCCACCGCGUGGCCAUCGUCAGCGAGAGGGGCGAAGUGAAGGGCUUCCUCCGGGUGGCGGUGCAAGCCAUAUCAGCCGACGAGGAAGCUCCCGACUAUGGCUCGGGAGUGCGGCAGUCGGGCACUGCCAAAAUCUCCUUUGAGGAUCAGCAAUAUGAAAUGUUCCAGUCCGAGACCUGCUCCGUAGGACUGUCCCGCACAGGGGUUUCACAGGAGGAGCUUCGUUUCGUGGAGGGAGAGGGGCAGAAUGCAGAAGUGGGGCCCUCAGCUGAUGAGGUCAACAAUAACACAUGUGCGGCUGGUGUAGAUGAGCUGGAGAGUCCGCAGAAGAGUCAGGACGGCCUGCUUGAGACAACCCUUGAGCACCUGAGGAUCGGCGACGUCUUCACCUUCAGGGUGACCGUCCUGCAAGCCUCCAGCAUCUCUGCAGAAUAUGCCGACAUCUUUUGCCAGUUCAACUUCAUCCACCGCCACGAUGAGGCCUUCUCCACCGAACCCCUAAAAAACACCGGCCGCGGCCCCCCUCUGGGCUUCUACCACGUGCAGAAUAUUGCUGUUGAGGUCACUAAAUCCUUCGUUGACUACAUCAAGACUCAGCCAAUAGUGUUUGAGGUGUUUGGACACUACCAGAAACAGCCUUUUCUUCCACUCUGUAAAGACGUCAUCAGUCCGCUACGUCCCUGCAGAAGACAGUUUCCACGAGUGAUGCCCCUGUCCAAACCAGUACCUGCCACCAAGCUGACAGCUAUGACUCGCCCUCAGGCAGGACCCUGCCACUGCAAAUAUGAUCUCAUGGUGUUCUUUGAGAUAUGUGAGCUGGAGGCCAAUGGAGACUACAUCCCUACAGUGGUGGACCACAGAGGAGGAAUGCCUUGUCAUGGCACAUUCCUGCUGCACCAGGGCCUCCAGAGGAGAAUCACCGUCACCAUUGUACACGAGUCAGGGGGUGACAUGGAGUGGAAGGAUAUCCGUGAGCUGGUUGUGGGUCGACUCCGCAACACCCCCGAAGCUGAUGAAACCAUCAUUGACCCUAAUAUUCUCUCUCUCAACAUCUUGUCUGCUAGUUACGUCAGACCCAUGAGGGAUGACCGACAGUUUCUUGAUUCGGACAUGCCUAGGACUUUCUACCGCUUCGAGGCCGCCUGGGACAGCUCCAUGCACAACUCGCUGCUACUAAACCGAGUCACUCCUUACGGGGAGAAGAUCUACAUGACCCUCUCGGCCUACUUGGAGAUGGAGAACUGCACCCAGCCCGCAAUCAUAACAAAAGAUAUCUGCAUGGUGUUUUACUCUCGAGACACAAAGCUCUCGGCCACGCGCUCUAUCCGCAACCUUUUUGGAACUGGAAGCCUGAGAGCGGCAGAUGGAAACCGUGUAACUGGAGUUUAUGAGGUCAGCCUGUGUAACCUGGCAGAUGCAGGAAGCCCAGGUAUGCAGAGGAGACGAAGGCGAGUGCUGGACACCUCCGUGGCCUACGUCCGUGGGGAGGAGAACCUGGCCGGGUGGAGGCCCCGUAGUGACAGCCUCAUUCUGGACCAUCAGUGGGAGCUGGAGAAACUCAGCCUCCUCCAAGAUGUGGAGAAGACCAAACAUUACCUGCUCCUGAGGGAGAAGCUGGAGUCGACCAUGCUUAUGGGCCAGGAGGCGCUGCAGUCCUGCAUCACCGAGGAGCUCAGCGAGUCUCACCAGCCCCCCGAGGUCGAGCAGGAGGUCAGCUCCAGCUCUGAAAUCACCACUGAGCGACAGAGGGAGCUCGCUGCAAAGUGUUUGCGCCUGCUGACUCACUCCUUCAACCGAGAAUACAGCCACGUGUGCAUCAGCGCCAGUGAGAGCAAGAUUUCGGAGAUGUCCGUCACAAUGCUAAGAGACUCCGUUUCGAUCUCCGCUCUCAACACAAUCACUCCCUCGUCAACAUGCCCUUCGCUGGUUGAGGGUUGCUAUGGGGACGCUGAACUCAGACCCCCGAUGCCUCGCUCUCGUGCUGUCAGCCCCAGUCCUGACGCGCAGCAGGACCCAGAGGCCAAGAAGUCCAUCAACGGGGCCUCUGAAACCAAACCACGCAUCCGCAGAUUUUUCCCUGACAUCCAGGAGAUUAGAGUGAGCCCCAUUGUGUCAAAGAAGGGUUACUUGCAUUUCUUGGAGCCACACACCAACGGGUGGGUGAAGCGCUACGUCGUCGUGCGGCGGCCGUACGUCUACAUCUACAACGCGGAGAGAGACUCGGUGGAGCGGGCCAUCCUCAACCUCUCCUCUGCCCAGGUGGAGUACAGUGAGGACCAGCAGGCAAUGCUGAAGACGCCGUACACAUUUGCCAUCUGUACCGAACAUCGCGGGAUAUUGCUACAAGCCACUAAUGACAAGGAGAUGCACGACUGGCUGUAUGCGUUUAAUCCCCUCCUUGCUGGAACUAUCAGGUCGAAGCUGUCGAGAAGACGAGCCGGACAGAUGAGGAUGUGAAACGACUCAAAUCUCAUGAGAGAAGGCUGAACUUGAGAUGUACAUAGAUCCUUAUUCCUCCCCUUGUGAUGAGCCCCCUCUCCCCUCCCCCACCACAACCAUCUCUCCCCUGUGCGUUCUCGGUUUAUCACUAGUGUCCUCAGCACCUGAAGCGCCCAUUUCAUGUCAGGCCUUUGCUGCGUCGUGAGACUCGUAGGCAGAAGAACCUCUUCAAAAAGCUGGCGCUGUACUGUACCGGAGUUUAUUCAUAGCUGGACGGUCGGAGACAAACGACGGACAUAGCAACAGUUUCUUAUCUCAGAUCACAUACGUAUGGUAAUGUACUGUAGUUGUUGUCAGUGACACAUCGAGCCUUAUACAUUUACUCCUUAAAAACAAUGCAGUGACAUCUAUUUUUACGUAAAGCUGCCACGUCAGCAAGGAUCUCAUUGCUCCAUUUGCAUCAGCAAAAGAAAUCAUGCCGAUGCCUCUCAACUCUGCAGCUAUAUACACAGUGUCUAAACUGGUUUGCAGACAGCGUACAGCUAGAAAGUACAUGCUAAAAAAGAAGAAGAAAAAAAGACAGUUGAGUGUAACUCUGUAGAAUAAUGAUCUUUUCUUUCUGGUACUUGAAUCUUUAAAACUUCUUAGAAACGUUAGCACACAGCCUGGCAAGGGAAUGGCAUAACAUCAUCGUUCUUGUGGCAUUUUGAUUGGUCCAUGUCGUUCCAGCUACUCGUAGGAGCACCAAGGGCAUCUCCGUUCACACAAUAAGUAACACACGUCAUCACCAUUAAUCCGCCCAAGUUGAUCUCAUUCUCUGAAUUGUAUUUGUUUUAAAAUGUGAUAUAUUUAGAUAUUUAACAGCUUUAUUAUUUAUUUCUGCAUGUAUUUAUUUACAAAGACAUUUAUAUUUCUAAAGUAGUAGUACCGUGCAAUUUCGGCACACCGCACUUUUUAAUAUGAGUUCCUUAAAUGUUAUAAGUAAAACAACUAUGUAUCCAUUCAGUUAAUGCUAUUUAAACAGUUUAUGAUUGGCCUCUUUCUUUGUGCUGAAGAUUACUUGAAUGACACUAACCCCCUUCGGAUAGCCCCACCUGACCUUUGACCAAACGGUCAAUACACAUCUGAAAAGGUCACCAAGUUGUGAGGAGGAAAAUAUUACGAUGGUCUGACCAUCUCAGCUGCACAAAGCUGCCGUGUGAAAUGAUCUAAAGUAUAAACUGUUCCUCACAGAACUGGAACUGGGUUUCUGAAUGAUGUGUAUUGAUUAAAUGUAGUGCCUCUCUUUUUUCAAUCAUACUGUACAGUAAGCCUCCGCACCCCUUACUCAAACUACAUACUUCAUGCUGCUAUAUUACUGUUCUGGAAGUGUCUGCAGAUCAUAUCACACCACUUUCCUGCUCUUCAUCCUCAUCAUCACUUACAUAUUCAAACAAACAAAGGUAUACUUUAUGUCCAUGAGAUGUAUCUAAUAUGGCAAUCAGCAGUAGAUAGAGUAUAACUGUCCAUACAGUAAAAACUAAUUUAACAUAUUUCAGGAUUGUGUUCAACAAUCAUGUUUUGAAUAGGAGAAAACAAAUAAUGCACUCCUGUUGAAAUUUUUUUUUAAUCCCUUCAUCUCAUUGUUUCUGAAAAGUAAGACAAUGCAUUUUCAAUUAUGAAUCCGACUUCAAAAUAAAGUGACGGCUUGUGA